This is a messenger RNA of Ceutorhynchus assimilis (cabbage seed weevil), 4354 nucleotides long. The record is from the annotation of a GenBank genome assembly. Lineage: Eukaryota; Metazoa; Arthropoda; Insecta; Coleoptera; Curculionidae.
CGUACUGUGUACAACUUUGUCAGUACCUCGCGGCCCGCUAUCAGUAAACAGCUGAUUAAGUACUAUCACCAGUAGUACUAUCGGAACUAAUUAUCUGCCGGUACUUUAUUUUUACUUUUCACUCGUUUGUGUGCUUGGCCAGUGAAUAGUGGUGCUUUUUUUAUUUAGUUCUGGGUACCGUCUAGGGGUUUUUGGACUUGUUAGUUUUGCUGCUGAUACUCAACAGAUUAGAAAAAUGAGUACAAUUACCAGUAGUCAUAGCAAUUAUACCGGAUUUUUUAGAGUUAAAUCAGAUCCCAGAACUGCCGAUUGGCCUUUAGUGUCAAACCCUUUAUACACAUUAGGAAUAUGUCUUUCAUAUGUAUAUGCUGUGAAGUUCCUAGGACCGAAAAUAAUGGAAAAUAGAAAACCAUUCCAACUAAAGAAUACAUUAAUUCUAUAUAAUUUUUUACAAGUAAUAUUUAGUGCCUGGCUGUUUUAUCAAAUUGGUAUGGGCGGUUGGCUCACGGGUGAAUAUAGCUUUAGAUGUCAACCAGUAGAUUAUACGAAUAAACCUAGUACAAUCCGAAUGGUGCACGCAUCCUGGUGGUAUUUCUUUUCGAAAUUUACAGAGUUUUUUGAUACAAUAUUUUUCGUGUUAAGGAAAAAGUUCGAUCACAUCAGUACAUUACACGUCAUUCAUCAUGGAAUUAUGCCAAUGUCUGUGUGGUUUGGAGUAAAAUAUUGCCCAGGAGGACAUAGCACAUUCUUCGGACUGAUUAACACGCUCGUCCACGUUGUGAUGUAUUUCUACUACUUCCUCACUGCCUUCGGACCUGCCACUCAAAAAUACCUGUGGUGGAAGAAGUACCUUACAACUUUCCAAAUGGUUCAGUUCAUAGCUAUCAUGGUGCAUGCAUUCCAACUACUUUUCAUCGACUGCAACUACCCAAGAGUGUUCGCCUGGUGGAUAGGGUCUCACGCGGUACUAUUCUUCUUCCUCUUCAAAGACUUCUACCAAAAGUCCUACAGGGGUAGCAGGAGAGCGAAACUGGCCGCUAGCAACGGAACCGUGCACCAAAACGGUGUUUCGAAACAAAACGGUACCACCGCCAAUGGCGUCUCAAAAACUAAUGGCCAAGUCAAAGACGCUAGCGAAUACUACGUUAACGGUGUCAAUGGUGCGACGGAGCUACAUCAAAGGUUAAAACGAGGGUUGAAACAUCAAUGAUCUGCAUUGUUCUAGUACUUAGCGAUGAAAUAUUAUUAAUUAAAUUAAUAUUUAGGAUUUUUUGUUUUGGAUAAGGGAAUCGAUAUUAGUAGAUACCUGUGGUAGAGGCGGACAAGUUUUGGUCUAUGCUUGAAGUGGUACCUAAGCAAAAAUAGGGCCAUAUAUUAAAAUAUUUGGGUGUAAUGUUUAUCAAAUUUAGUUGCAGAAUUUCUUUUGAAGCAUUUUCAGGAUUAUGGUGUAGGGUGCUGUCCAGCGAGGACUGAACAGAAGCUUAUUUUUGAAAAAAUCCAAAAUAGUUUUCUUAUGUAUUUUUGCCUGCAGAUGGCUAUUUAGGAUUUAAGAUUUUUUCAUUUCUCAAAAAUACAGGGAAAUUCAAAACUAAGCCUCUGUUCAGUCCUUGUUGGAACAGCCUGUAUACAAAUCCUAUACAACUUUAAGAUGAAUCAUAAGAAUAAUUCCUAGUUUUUUGACGUCAGUGUGACAUUAGGAAAUACCCUUACAUAUCCUGAAUUAAUUUCAUAUUCUGCGCAACAACGGAUUUCGGAUUUCCAAUUUUCUGAAAUUAAUUUUGGUAAACAAAAGGAAAGAAUCUAGUCCGAUAAAUUAUCGUGUUAAUUAGAUUACUCCUAUGGAAUCCUUAAUACUAAAGGUUUAGGUAUGCUUAGGUGUAGGUAUUUUAAAAAAAAAUUAAACAUCCUUUUUUAGCAAUUCGAGAUCUUGCUCAAUUUUUAUAAAUACUAUUUUAUUCGAAACAAUAUUUCAAAAAUAUUGUCGAAAAAGUUGAAGGUAAGUUUUUUGUAUUAUAGUUUUAUUUGGUAGGUGUACUAGGUUAUAUAGAAAAAGGAAUUACUUAAUUACAGCUUAAGUUUAAAAUUAGUUGUAGAAGUGUACGGGUGCCUUCCAAGACUUAUGAAAUCUAUUAAUUAUUUUAAUAUUUUUGUUGUUGUAUUGGUUAAUAAGUUCGGAAAAUGUCUCAGCUAUAAUAUAUAAUGUGUUUUUUGUUGUGUAUGUAUUUUACAGUGUGGGUCAAAUUUGAUAAAUUCAUGGCAACCAGAUGCUCCAAACUGAAUUGGCAAAAUAACUAUUUCAAAUAAAAACCUUCCAAAAGAGUUAAAAGAAAUAUACAGAGGAUCUUGGCUAGUUAAAUGUAUGUUUUUUUAUAAGCUCCCUGAAAAUUUUCUAAAUUUUAUAAGUUUAUUAAAAAAUAGUACUUUUGUAUCUUUUUUAAUUUUAACUUACCUACUAUUGUUUGAAUGUUAAAUGGAAUGACUUUGGUAGCACUUUUCAUACAUUUUUGUAGCUUUGGAAAGCCAAUGUGCUCUUGGAAUAGAUUUAAACCAUCUAUCAAAAAAUAUCAAACCACUAUUGACGAAUAAUUCCAAUGAAGUUUUUCCUUGUUCCAAUUUGUUUUGAAACUUGUACCUACAUUCAUACAUUUUUUAGGGUUUUUUUUUCUAGAAAUAAGAGUGAAAUUGCUUCUUGCCGUUUUCUAGGAAAUCCCAGGUACUUACUGAUGGCAAUAAUUUGUUUGGUGCAUAAUAUUGAUCCAGCAAUGCAUAUCUUGGAUUGCCCUCAAUAUUAUGUUUUUUUACAGAUGUAUGAAAAAAAUCAUUCAUUCAAUUUUGGUAUUCAGUCAAUUCAAUGUAUAGAAUGCCCCUGCCAUAAUACAAGCUUGACCCACAGAGUUAAACAUACUUUAUACACACCCUGAUUUACGUAACCCGAGCAUUAGCAUUUUCCAGGCUGCAGGUAGAUUUAGUAAAUAGCUUAAAAUCCACCUGCAAGCUUAUGCAAGGGCUACAUGAAUCAGCCUGUAUAAGUGUUAGUAAAGCACAUAUCAGUCAAAUAAAAAAAAAACUCCCACUAAAGGCGUGCCCUAGCUAGUCAGUAAAAUUAAAUAUAUAUCUUUUUUGUUUCAUGGUUAGUUUGUCAAUAAUUAAAUCAUUCCGUAUUUUUUUACAUUAGGUACUUUAAGUCUUCUAUAUUUUUACCAUUUUGGUGCUGAGAUUUCCUUUUAUUCCUUAUAUUUUUAAGUUACUGCUGUGGCUGUCAGAAAAAAAAUCAUGUAUGAUUUUUGAGGUAGGUAAUUUUUAAUUAGGUAUGUUUCAACAUAAAAGAAAUCAGUCGAGUGUGAGUGAUUUUUGAUUUCAUGUUGGAAGAAACACUAAAUUGUUGAAAAGCGUGAUUACUAGUUCUAGUUGUGUUUCAAUAUUUUUUUGAACGUUGGUUUCACCAUCUAGUCUGCCAUAUUAUUAUAAAAAUAAAAUUAAUCUGUGUAAAAAAAAAGUAUAAUAUAGCUGUAAGUAUUUUAUUUUUGUAAUAUGUAUUUUGUAAUAUGUUUUUAAAAGUUUUAUGGUUAAACCAAUGCAAAAAAAUAAUGUAUGUUUCAAUUUAAUAAUUUUUUAAAAUUAAAAUGUAGGUAUAAAAACAUUCUGCUCUAAUGAAGAAUUUAAUACCGGUGAACUUUAUGUAAUUUAUUUCAUGUUAAGAAUAAAUAAAUAAAGAUGGUGGUAGUAAAUAAAGGGAUUGCUGCAAGAAUUUUUUUUUAAUUAGCCAUUUAUAAUUAAAAAUAGUAAUAGUUGGUAGCUCCAUUAACCCCAAUAAGUAUGUACUUGUAUUGUUUUUGUUAUCCACCUAAACUUAUUCUUUAGACAUCUAAAGAAUUCUGAAGCUGGGCCAGACUAUAUAGCAAAACAUGUUAAUAACAAAGUUGUAUAACAAAUUUGCUUUGUUACCGACCUCUGAUGGAUAACAUAAAACAUCCUAUAUAAUCAGCAAAAUGUUGUACAACACUGUGUUUUAAAACCUUUUCAUUUAAAAUUCUCUUACAAGUUAUAAAACUUUGUUAUUUAACAUGUUUUGUUACAUAGUCUGGAUCCAGCUUAAUACUUUAUGUGGGCCUCAAAAUAAAUAUUUAAAUCUAAAUUUGCCACUAAGUAAUUUGAGUUUUACUUACUUAUUUAAUUUUUUGUUAGCGUUUUAAAAUAAAUAUUUCUAUAAGAGACUUAUAAUAUAAGCACCUAAAUCUUCUAUAGUUAGUCAUGUCUUUCAGAAUGUGUUUGACAUCUCAAAAAAAAAAUAUUUACGCUGUUGUAUUUUUACCUAUUUUUAUUAAAGAGAAAUAAACUAUGUAUUAAAAUUUGA